Fukomys damarensis (Damara mole-rat) is the source of this 4132-nucleotide messenger RNA. RefSeq names its product pecanex 4 (gene Pcnx4). Bases 202 to 3750 code for a protein of 1182 amino acids. Gene Ontology annotation, cellular component: membrane. NCBI's taxonomy places the organism in Eukaryota, Metazoa, Chordata, Mammalia, Rodentia, Bathyergidae. The transcript is spliced from 11 exons. The record is from RefSeq and is a predicted model, not a curated record.
GGGGAGCUGGUUCUGGGGUCCCCACCGCUAGCGCACCGCCGCGUCGGGCCUGCGGCAGCGUCUAGGCGGGAGCGCCCAACUCGGUUUAUCCGCAGAAAUGCAGCCCCUGAGGUGCCUUCGCGUCGUCUCCUCCCUCGGGUGACUCGAGAGACGACUGGUUACAGAAGAGGAUGUGACUGUCAGAAUACUCCAGGGAGAAGGAUGAGUCCAGAUUUGCCUCUGCUGAAUGAUUACAAACAGGACUUCUUUCUGAAGCGCCUUCCACAAACUAUUCUUGGAGGCCCUCGACUCAAAUUAGGCUAUUGUGCCCCUCCUUACAUCUAUGUGAAUCAGAUUAUCCUUUUUCUGAUGCCAUGGGUUUUCGGUGGAAUAGGAACACUUUUGUACCAACUAGACAUUCUAGAAGACCAUUAUGCAGCAGUGCUUUCAGGCGGACUGAUGCUUGUUGCUGCACUCGUCAUCCAGUUCACGAGUGCAAAGGCUAAAACCAAAUCAGUGACAGUGCAAAGAAUAUUUACGACAGAUAUCUUAGCAGAAGAAGAUGAGCAUGAGUUCACAAGUUGUGUGGGUGCUGAGACUGUCAAAUUUCUAAUUCCAGGCAAGAAAUAUAUAGCCAAUACAGUUUUUCAUUCUGUUCUUGCUGGAUUGCUGUGUGGUCUUGGAACAUGGUAUCUGCUCCCAAGUAGAAUCACCUUGCUGUAUGGCUGUACAGGAGGCACUGCUGCACUGUUUAUCUUUGGAUGGAUAACUCUCUGUAUAGGAGAAUAUUCAUUAAUUAUAAACACACCUACAGAGACUGCAACUUUCCAAACCCAGGAUACUUAUGAAAUCACUCCUCUCAUGAGACCUCUUUAUAUUAUUUUCUUUGUUUCUGUGGACCUUGCACACAGGCUUAUCAAAGUAACACCAGUUCUCCAGCAUAUGAAUCAGGUUUUGCACAUCCUGUUUGUAUUUUUACCCUUCCUGUGGGCACUUGGGACUCUGCCCCCACCUGAUGCUCUUUUCUUAUGGGCCAUGGAGCAGGUUUUAGAGUUUGGCCUUGGAGGCUCAUCUAUGUCAACACACCUACGGUUGUUAGUGAUGUUCAUCUUUUCCGCUGGAACAGCUGUAACGUCGUAUUUUAUUCCCAGCACUGUGGGUGCGGUUCUUUUCAUGACUGGACUUGGUUUCUUACUGAGUCUUAACCUAAGUGAUACAAGUUUUGUCUUCAAGCACAGCAAGACCAGAAACAGGGCAGAAAUGGAAGCUCAGACUUCCCCCAGGGCUUCGGAAAGGCAUUUUCCAUGGAAACAGUUCCUCUUACGUGUCAUUGUGUUAGUCGUGGCUCUCUUAGAAACUGGUCUGCUGCAUCACUUCGCCGGAUUCUCACCGACUUCGGAAAGCAGUUCCCAGGCUGUUGUUGGCUACAUUUUGAUGCUAUUACUUGUAAUACUAUGGAUACUUAGAGAAAUCCAAAGCGUCUUUAUCUUGGGAAUUUUCCGAAACCCUUUCUAUCCAAAGGAUGUGCGAGCUGUGACUGUAUUCCUAGAGAGGCAAGCAAAGCUUCUGAAGGCCGGUGUCAUUAGAUGGAUUUUGCUCACUCUGGUGUCACCUUUUGCUAUGAUAGCGUUUCUUUCCUUGGAUAAUUCCUUACAGAGGCUCCACUCUGUGUCUGUCUCCAUUGGAUUCACAAGAGCUUUUCGAAUGGUGUGGCAGAAUACAGAAAAUGCUUUACUGGAGACAGCCAUUGUAUCAGCACUUCAUUUAUUGAUCUCCAGUACAGACUUAUGGUGGAACAGGAACCUAAAUACAGGACUGAAACUCUUAUUGGUUGGUAUCAUACGUGAUCGCCUGAUUCAGUUCAUUGCUAAAUUGCAGUUUGCUAUAACUGUUCUUUUGGCAUCGUGGAAAGAAAAAAAACAACAUCAAACAACAACUACCACUUUAUGCAUAGUCAAUGCUAUCUUCUUCCCGUUUGUAUUGGUCAUCAUAGCUUUGUCUACACUGCUGUCCUCUCCGUUACUCCCCCUCUUCACCCUUCCUGUGUUCCUGGUGGGGUUUCCCAGACCCACCCAGAGUUGGCCAGGAACUGUGGGCACUGCAGCUUGUGUGUGUGAGGACACCAUGUACUAUGAGCAGAUGGUCCCUAGGUUGACUGCUGCGUUGCAGACUGCGAUGGCAGCUGGAUGUUUAGGUCUCCUCUCACCUGGAACACACUACUUGGGCCGUUUUCAGGAUCGUUUAAUAUGGAUAAUGAUUCUAGAACGUGGCUAUACAUACUGCUGUAUUAACAUUAAGGGGUUAGAAUUGCAAGAAACAUCCUGUCAUACUGCUGAAGCACAAAGAGUUGAUGAAAUUUUUGAAGGUGCUUUUGAACAAGAGCACCCCAAAAUAUGUUCCCUUAAUGAACACGUUGGGAAUGUCUUAACACCCUGUACUGUUUUGCCUGUGAAGCUGUAUUCUGAUGCCCGGAAUGUCCUGUCUGGCAUAAUUGACUCUCAUGAAAACUUGACAAGUUUUAAAGGUGACCUUAUCAAAGUGCUUGUGUUCAUCCUCAUUCAGUACUGCUCCAGAAGGCCCAGUAAGCAGGAGAAUUUUCACGAAACUGAAAGUAAAGGGGAAACAUCUCUAAUAGUCCUGCCUCCUUUGAACUCUUCACCAUGUCCUACGUCCCCAGAAGACACAAACAGUUUUCAUUCACAGACUUUCAAUGAUUGGUCAGACGACAUUUUUGACGAUGAACCAACUGUCCAAAAAGGAAAAGAAGGAAAAAAUUGGGUGAAAGAUUUGUCAGGUACAACUGUGCCUAUUCCAGGCUUGGUAGACACACAGAAAGUUGAUGAUCUUUCUACUGGCACAAUUUCUGAAAACAAUCUUUACAAAGCAGUUACGCUGGGAUACCCUGCUAUUGACAAAGGAAAGCAGGAAAGCACGGCUUAUAUCCCUCUUAUGGAGUUCAGUUCUCACCAUUCUCACUUAGUGAGUUUACCUGAAGAAUGGAGGUCUAGCUGUUUACCCAGCUCCAAAAUGAAAGAGAUGAGCUCCCUCUUUCCAGAAGACUGGUACCAGUUUGUCUUAAGUCAGUUAGACUGUUUCCACUCAGAAGAAAUGGCCUCAACUGCACUGGAAGAAAUUUUAAAGGACAAAGUUUUAAAAGACUUCUACAUUCACAUAGUAAUGACUUGUUACUUUGGUUUAUUGGGAAUAGACAAUCUUGUUCCCACUGCUGGCCAUCUAGUCAGAGUUUAUGGUGGUGGUCUGCCCUGGUCUAGUGCCUUGGAUUGGCUCACAAUAAAGCCAGAACUGUUCCAGCUAGCUCUGAAAGCUUUCAGAUAUUCUCUGAAACUAAUGGUAGAUAAAGCAAGUUUAGGUCCAAUAGAAGAUUUCAAAGAGCUGAGCAGCUGCCUCGAGGAAUAUGAAAAUGACUGGUACAUUGGUUUAGUAUCAGAUGAAAAGUGGAAGGAAGCAGUUUCACAAGAAAAGCCUUGCUUGUUCUCUCUGGGCUAUGAUCCUCAUAUGGGAGUGUACACUGGGAGAGUGCUCACCCUUCAGGAAGUACCGGUCCAAGUUGGGAAGUUAAAUACUGAAGCUGUAACAGGGCAGUGGGCCAAUCUCUCAUGGGAACUGCUUUAUGCCACAAAUGAUGAUGAGGAACGGUACAGCAUCCAAGCUCAUCCGCUGCUUUUAAGAAACCUUACAGUGCAAGCUGCUGAACCUCCCCUUGGAUAUCCAAUUUACUCUUCAAAGCCUCUCCCCGUAUACCGGUGUUAGAGCCCAUCGUGACUGUUUGACCAACAGAGGAAGUGCUACUAGGAAAGAAAUAGUGUAAUUUCCUAAAGCUUCCCUGGGCUUUUUCCUAUCACAAGGAUGCCUGAGCAAAAGCUAGCUUCCAUAAAAUUGGUUCUCUGAGCCAAAAAUAAAAAUUAACUUCAUGUCUAAUGUCAAUGUUGGAAUUAGUUGGCCAAUAUUUGUGUCCAGUGGAUCAUGGUAGACGUUGAUAGAUAUAAUAAAAUAUUUGUUAGCAACUUUUCAGUGCUUUCUAAAAUAUUCGGUAGAUUACUUGUGUUACAAAAGUCAACACCUGUGUAAUUUGUACAUAACUAGAAUUUAUGUCAGUAUUUUAACUAAUGAUAGAUUCUUUCCAAGAUUAGUA